Capra hircus (goat) is the source of this 921-nucleotide messenger RNA. Its product is annotated as olfactory receptor 4A15-like. Gene Ontology annotation, molecular function: olfactory receptor activity; G protein-coupled receptor activity. The transcript has a single exon. Gene Ontology annotation, cellular component: membrane. Lineage: Eukaryota; Metazoa; Chordata; Mammalia; Artiodactyla; Bovidae. Bases 4 to 921 code for a protein of 305 amino acids. The record is from RefSeq and is a predicted model, not a curated record. Gene Ontology annotation, biological process: G protein-coupled receptor signaling pathway.
UCUAUGGAACAAAGGAGAAAUGUAACUGAGUUUGUCCUCUUGGGACUCACUCAGAGUGUCCAGGGUCAGAAAAUAUUAUUUUUUGUGUUCUUGCUCAUCUACACUGUGACCAUGGUGGGCAACCUACUCAUUGUCCUGACUGUGGUGUUCAGUCCAACCCUGGACGCCCCUAUGUACUUCUUUCUUGGCUACUUAUCAUUUAUGGAUGCUGUUUAUUCUACUACAGUCACCCCAAAUAUGAUCAUAGAUUUACUCUAUGAAAAGAAAACCAUUUCCUUCCAAGCUUGCAUGACACAACUUUUUAUAGGACACUUAUUUGGUGGUGCUGAGAUUUUACUCCUGGUGGUCAUGGCCUAUGACCGCUAUGUGGCCAUCUGCAAACCCUUGCAUUAUUUGACCAUCAUGAGUCAGCGAGUGUGUGUUAUGCUUCUUCUCCUGGCCUGGGUUGGCGGGUUUUUACAUGCUGUAGUUCAACUUCUCUUUGUUUACAGCCUUCCUUUCUGUGGCCCCAAUGUCAUUGACCACUUCAUCUGUGACAUGUACCCCUUGUUGAAACUUGCUUGCACUGACACCUACAUUAUUGGCCUCACAGUGGUUGCCAAUGAUGGGGCGAUCUGUGUGGUCAUUUUCAUGCUCUUACUCCUCUCCUAUGGGGUCAUCCUGCACUCUCUGAAGAAUCUUAAUCAGGAAGCGAGGCACAAAGCCUUGUCCACCUGUGGUUCCCACAUCAUUGUGGUGGUCCUCUUUUUUGUGCCCUGCAUUUUUAUGUAUGUGAGACCUCCUUCCACCUUACCAAUUGAUAAAUCCUUGACUGUGUUUUACACAAUUAUCACUCCUAUGUUGAACCCUCUAAUCUAUACUCUGAGAAAUGCUGAAAUGAAAAAUGCCAUGAAAAAGCUCUGGACUAAUAAAAGAAAAUGA